Thamnophis elegans (Western terrestrial garter snake) is the source of this 2428-nucleotide messenger RNA. It is a transcript of the gene HYLS1, whose product is annotated as HYLS1 centriolar and ciliogenesis associated. Gene Ontology annotation, biological process: cilium assembly. The transcript has 3 exons. Gene Ontology annotation, cellular component: non-motile cilium; centriole. NCBI's taxonomy places the organism in Eukaryota, Metazoa, Chordata, Lepidosauria, Squamata, Natricidae. The record is from RefSeq and is a predicted model, not a curated record. The coding region runs from base 1257 to 2180 and encodes 307 amino acids.
CUUCGGGUUUAAAAGAACGGCAGUUGAGGAGCGGCGUUAACGGUUGUCGGGCAGCCGGGAAGGCGGCGUGGGCGAGGCGGUGUCCAGUAAAUUCAUGAACAUUUUGAAGCAAUAUUACUUGCUAGAAGAUAUUACAGAAUAAUCUGUUUUAAACCACCUUUAUACUUGGAUCCUCCAUUUCUAAGCUGGCCAAAGAGCAAAAGGUAUCUUUUCCAGGUAUGCAUACUAAUUUGUGACCAAAUUAAGCCCUACUUGCAACCUGUUAGUAUUGUUUGUUCAAGGGCAUCCAGAGCACACCUUCAAUUAAGCAAUGCCAUUCAUCAGGACCCCAAAAGCAUUCCUUCUACGUCAUGGUGUUCUGGAAUGAGUGCAAGGGGUUCCGAUCCUAAUGGCAUUCCAGAGCCCCUUAAAGACCUGCUUCUUCUCCCAGUCAUGGGCUAGAUUGGUGGGAAUAUGAUAUGCUUAUCUUCUUGGCUAGUUCUGCCAUCUUGUUAUUGUUCUCAUUUUCCUAUAUUUAUUAUUUAUUUUUAUAUUGUGAAUUGCCCAGAGUUGGAAGUCAGGAAGUAUGAAGUUGAAUUAAAUAAGAUUUUUUUAAAGCUGUUCUAAGGGAGAAGUGGUUAAAAAGAAAAAGAAAACAACACAAAUUGAUUUCAUUAGAGCGUGCAUCAUUUUGCUGUUAUUUAGAAAAUGGGUAAUGCAAAAAUCACAAGGUAAUUUAAAAGGAAAGCUGAAAUGGUGAUAGUUACUGAAUGUACAGAAGUAGGAAAAAGGACUUAAAGAGCAUUGAGAAAUAAAUAACAAGUACUGUUGUACAUUCCUUCUUAGACAUAUAUUCCUUCAGAAAUAAACUCCAUCCUUGCUCUUUAGAAUUAAUUGCAGCAACUUAUCAAGCUGUUAGAGUUACUACACUCUACUUACUUUUCCAGUCCAGGCACAGGGGCGUCUUGCUUUGUGACCCUGAAGUCUGCCCUACUGCCAUCUCAAACACCCCCCCCCCCAAAAAAAAAAUCCCAUCUCUAGGAGAGGAAGGGAUUGGGGUGAGUAUGCCUUUACCUGAAAAAAAUAUUUGGGAUGUGCAAUAGGUGUGUUUCUAUCUAUCUGGCCAGAGGAGCCGAGGAGGGUUAAUAAGAUGACCUGAUAGAGAUGGAGUUGAUAAAUAAGCAUGAGUUGUAAGGCAUUUAUGACGUGGCAGACUGUACAAACCUAGCUUGGUAUCUCUUUUCCAGAAUUAAUAACUACCCCAACUGAGAGAAGCAAUGCAAGCCCUGAUACGACCCAACCGAUACAGAUGGAAGUCUAUGAACAGGGAAGAACGGCUCAAAGAAGCUGCCAUGGACUUUAUUCGCAUGUGUGCAGAACAGGGUGAGGGUGAUAGCCCGAGACAGCUUCAAGCGGCCCCUCAGCUGGACCCCUACCCGAGAGCCUCGGUGGCCUCAGUGGCCAGACCUAUGCUUCCUACAAUGAUCAGGCAAGGUCCGACACAAUCCAGCUUCCAGUCAGACAACCAGUCAGAGAAUUCCAGAGUUUCUAAGAAACCUGUGAUGAAAAGGAAAGUUCUAAGGCGAACGCCUGAUGGAGAAAUGCAAGUGACAGAUGAAUCUAUCAUUAGUGAAACAGAAUCCAAUAAUCCUAGUGUCCAACAAUCCAGUCCUGAAUGUGAGAACUUAAAUCAGAGAAUGUACCUUCAGAAUGCUCAGGAAAAGGAGGAAGAGUGUAAUGAGGAGAACCAGCCCCAAAGUUCCCCUGGGUCAGUCUAUUCCUGGAGUCCUUCUGAGGAAAGCCAAAAUCAGUGUUCCCGAAAAGCAAGCCAGAGCCUCAGCUCUUCGUCCUUGGAGCAGGAGAUCAUCCUAACUGGCCACCCCAAGUCUUUCAUAUUACCAAAGUUGGAGCAGCAGCUCAGUCGGAACAGAAUGAAGACUGAUCGGGUUGCCCGUUACCUGGAACACAAGCACGACUGGGAAUCCCUGCGGCUCCCAGGAGAAGACCCCAGGAAAGAUGUGCGCUGGAGCAUUCGGGAACAGAUGCUCUGCAAGUCAGAAUUGCCUCCUAAACCGGCUCAGCCUGUUUAUAUUCCCAACAAUUAUGUGGUGCCUACAGAGAAGAAGAGAUCUGCCCUGCGCUGGGGAAUACGCUGUGACUUGGCUAACGGUGUGGUGCCUAGAAACAUCUAUUCCUCCUAAGAACCUGGAAUCUUUAAAAUGUCCUAUACAGAAGAAUUUAGUAGAUCCCAAAGAGCUAGCUCUACCUCAAAUAUGCAGCUAAGCUAUUUUUAUUUAUUUCCAAUUCCAAAUGCCACCCAUUUAAUCUUCAAGAUCUAUCUUGGAUCUGAAUGCCUACUUUCUUGCAAAAGAUUUUUUAAAAGCUACCAUUGUUUCAGAUCAUAUUAUUUGAAUGUACAUAUUACCUUAUAAAAAGACAGGCAGAAGAU